Messenger RNA from Phragmites australis (common reed), 1464 nucleotides. RefSeq lists its product as uncharacterized. The record is from RefSeq and is a predicted model, not a curated record. Bases 689 to 1135 code for a protein of 148 amino acids. NCBI's taxonomy places the organism in Eukaryota, Viridiplantae, Streptophyta, Magnoliopsida, Poales, Poaceae. The transcript is spliced from 4 exons.
CCAUCAUCCUCCAUGGUUCCCUUGGAUAUUGUAGCUUCGGUGCUUAGUUAUUGGGAUCGUGGAACGAUGCAGCCAUCCUUGUCCUGUGAACUUUGUCCCAGAACGCGGGUCAAGGUCGAUGUGAGACACAGAUUGGGUUGCCGCCGGGUUGCCGCCGGGACAUGAAUGGUACGCAAGUUAGAAGGCAACAACGUAGCUUGCGUGGGAGAGGAGCAUAGCUUUGGUUGCACAGUCCGCAUUCUCCGGCAAAAUUGAGGGCAACACAGAGAUGAUGCUGACGAGGGCUUCCCAAAUUGCUAGCCGCUGGUGCAAGGUGGUGGCUCGUGGUAAGCGAUCUGUGUUAGCGGUAGAGGUUCUCUGGGGCUGUUUGGUUGCUGCCCUCGUCGAGAGGUGCCUGAGCCUGAGCAAGCCGGAGAGGUGCCUGAGAGGUGUUUGGUUGCUACCUUGAGCACCUCUCAGGCUCAGGCUCAGGCGUCCGAUUUUGGACGCUUGAGACUCGCGUCUCUGAAGCGCUCCAUGCCUGGGUCAAUGCGGCGCUGCUUCCAUUGCUGCCUCCGUCGACGGCACAACGAGAGGUCGCUACUGCAUCACCACGCAGUUGCCUGAGUCUCCAUGAUGUCGCGACGACACAACGAGAGCUUGCGGAGGUGCCUGAGCCCGACGCUGUAGGGUGCUGCGUUGCUCGCCAAUGAUGACCCCACGACCAACCGCCCCAAAGGCAACCGCUGCCACCACCAAGAAGAAGAGGCCCCAACUCGUCCGGUCCGCCGCCACCACCAAGAAGCAACCCCAUCCAUCGGCGUCCUGGUCGCAAGCCUCCUCACCGGUGACGGCAGCUAUUGGAGUCAUUGAGAUCCAAAUCGUGCAGUUCCGUUUUGGUGCUCUCCGCCUCCUCUCUGGCCCAGCCUCGCCGCCGGCGUGCUCCUCCGAACAGGCACAAGAUAGCAAUCAAACAAGAAGGGGUUAUCCAUGCUUGAGCAGGCAGAUGCAUCGCACGUCUCAGGAAUGGUUCAGGCAGCUACUUUCAUCAGGCAUGGAGCCGAGGGCAGCAACCAAACAUGCCCUCUGUGCCUUAGUGGGAGAAGAGGGGGAAAGGCAGACGUGGGCAGGCGGCGGCGUGGCGACUUGUGCUUGAGUUCAGUCGUGGAGGGUUAGGGCAUGAUAAGUGAAUGUGGGCUUUGGGCUUUGGCAGUGGGAAGAGAGAAGGGAUUGUUCCAUCCUUGUUCGGUUAGGCUGGGCCAAAACAAUCCAUUGCCCUUUUUCUUUUUCUUCUUUUUUUUUAGUUUUCUGCAGCUUUUGUGUAGUUUAUCAAAUUUUUUUUUGUUUGGGCUGAGUGGGGUAGUGGCUCAAUUAUCCUCAUAUUCCUUCUUUUUUUACAUAUACGCGCUAUAUUUCCAACAUAUGUACUACAACCUAUUGUAGCAUCCCGGGUCAUCGUCCCAAAAAAUCUUGGUUCACGUUCCA